UCGAACUCUUCUUCACAAACGUAAAACCCACUGCACCACCUCCACAUAGACACCUACACGCACCGUUCGUCGCUUUCCGCUCCGCCAGUUACUCCGGCACACCCUCACGCCCCUCUCCUCACAGGUUUGGGCCCCACCGUUGGACCCCACUUCACCCUUCUUAGGCAAUUAUGAGAGAAAUCGUGACAAUUCAAGUAGGAGGUUUUGCCAAUUUUAUUGGCUCUCAUUUCUGGAACUUCCAGGAUGAAUUACUUGGGUUGGCUUCGGAUCCUGAAGGGGAUUCAGUCUUCAAGAAUCAGUGUCUGAAUAUGGACGUGCUUUACCGCUCCGGAGAGACACAUCAGGGGGUUCUUACGUAUUCUCCCCGCCUAGUUUCAGUUGACUUUCAAGGAUCCCUUGGAUCAAUCAGUUCACGUGGUACAUUGUACAAUGAGGCUUCCUCUGUGCCAUCAGAUGUUGUGACAUGGAAAGGUAGUGUUUCCACUCAAGCAUCUGAGCCUCAUAAGAAGAAUUUGUUCUUACAAAGUUUGUACGAGGAAGAGCAGGAAAACCUCACACAUAAGAGGAAUGGUUUUCAAAGAGAAAUUGAGGAUAAGGAUAUAGUUGAAUGCUUAGAUAAUGGUGUACAAUUUUGGACUGACUUCUCAAAAGUCCACUAUCAUCCUCAGAGUCUCUAUGAAUUAAGUGGAUUAUGGAUGGAUGUUCAGGAAUUUGACAAUUAUGGAAUUGGAAGGGAUGCUUUCUCUGGAAGUUUUCAAGGAGAGGACAUAUGUGAGAGGCUUCGCUUUUUUGUAGAAGAGUGUGACCAUAUUCAGGGUUUUCAAUUUAUUGUUGAUGACUCUGGAGGUUUUUCAGCAGUAGCUGCAGACUUUUUGGAGAAUAUUGCUGAUGAGUACACUAACACUCCAGUGUUGCUUUAUGCUGCCCGCAGUCCCACUUCUUAUAUGAACCUGAGAAGCAGGAAGCAGACAGUCUUCAGGCACCUUCAUGAUUCGGUUUCAUUUUCAAGAUUAGCACCCUACUGUAAAUUGAUUGUGCCAGUUGGUUUACCCUCCUUGAGUACAAGUAAAGCUUCAACAUUCCUCCGCAUUGAAGAUGAGAAAGCUUACCACUGUAGUGCAGUUUAUGCUGCGGCUGUACACUCUGCCAGUCUUCCUUUCCGGAUGGAGCCAGUUGGGCCAACUGCAGAUUCAUUUGCUGUCUCUGGUGCUGUGGAUGUUAAUGGUUUUGUACAAAUGUUAGCCGGGCAAGCUAGGCAGAAUAUGGUGUCUAUUCUGGAUGUUGCAAUGCCAGCACCACCAUUGACUGGGAAACAGGGUGAGCAAUCUUUGCUUGGGAGUUUGCAGCCUUUGACACCAGAAGUAGCAGACAAUGUGGAGGACUUUCAGGCUGUGGAAUCCAUGAUUGUUCAUGGAGCACUUGGGUCAGGUGGCCAUCAUGCUUCAGUUUUUGCAGUGAAGGAUUCGGUUAAUGCUGUUUAUGAACAUGCAACAAGUAGACCGAUGUUUUGUCAUCUAUCAGUUGCUCGUUGUCCGCUUCCCAUACCCUUGCCAUUUCCUUCAAUUUUCGGGAAUCUUGUUGGUCAACAUGGUGAGCUCUUGGACAGCCCAAUUUCAGGUUCUAAAUUGAGAGGAUCACUCGAUGUUCAUUCUAUCCCAAUGGCUGCUAGAUUGCGUUCAAGCAACGCCAUUUUGCCAUUUCUUCAAAAUAGACUGGGGAAUCUACGAAAAUUUGGAAUAGAGCGUGGAGCUCUCGGGGCUGAGCUACUUAGAAGUUGGAGAUUCGAGAAAGAUGAAAUUGACGACAUGGGAGAGACACUGUCAAAAAUGGUUACGGCAUUGGUUCCCAAUGAUGAAUUGUCCUCCGACUCAGAUUAAGAGCCAACAUCAAGAUGCCAAACCUUCUUGUCAAUGUCAGUCCUCAGAAAUGAUCAGCUUAUUAUCCUUGCAACAACUCCAUAUAGAUUGAAUGAACGUUUGCACCAGAUCACGAAUCUCUCUCUGGUUCGAUAAAACCUUUUCAUGUCUCUCUUACCUUCGGAGACGCUUUUGCUUCAUAGAAACUGUAUAUUAAACGUAUUCCUUUUUCUUCAUAACUUGUUUGGCUUCCAAAACACUGUAAUGCUGAUGAUUUUUCUCGUUAAUUAUUUGAUCUUUUGUUACAAUUCCAAUAAUUUUCGAAAG
Pistacia vera is the source of this 2183-nucleotide messenger RNA. RefSeq names its product protein misato homolog 1. Lineage: Eukaryota; Viridiplantae; Streptophyta; Magnoliopsida; Sapindales; Anacardiaceae. The transcript is spliced from 10 exons. Gene Ontology annotation, cellular component: cytoplasm. The coding region runs from base 171 to 1877 and encodes 568 amino acids. The record is from RefSeq and is a predicted model, not a curated record.